GACAGUGACGUUUGUGAAGACGAGAUACAGCCGCGUGUACACGUGCAGCAUUUUUGGAGAUCUUGAAAAAUUUGGAAUAUCUACGACCUUUUUUUUAAUCGUUUAUUAACUUUUAUUGAGCAAAUAAACAUGAAAUAGAGAACAAUGAAUGCAACGUACACUAUGCUCUAAACAUAAAAAUUGUUUUUUUCCAAAAUAUUUUUUGAUCGCUCUGCACGUACGUUUAAACUUAUCGUUUUCAAAUGACACCAAAACGAUAAGUUUUGUUUCAACGGCUUGUUUUGACAGAGACCGUUUUCUGCCGAAGCGGGCGAUGAACCGUUGCAAUUUUCAAACCUCAACAGCUUGCCCUAGACGCGUACCCAGAACAAAGCAAGCAACAUCGGUUCCGCUGUGGUGCUGCUGAAAACGGCGUAAAUUGUUGGAAUUUUUGUGAAACCCCAGUGAAAAGGUAGUGCAAAAAGCGAAUUCACACAGUGUUAUUUAUAUAUUUUGGUGUAAAAGUGUUGUUUUGUUGGGAAAUGCAAUAAUGGAUCCUUUCACUCAGAACAUACUUGAACGUGCGGAAAAGCGUGCGGCCGCGCUUGGCAUCACGAACACCUCCAAGUUUCCGCUCUCGGAGUUUAACUACGAAGCGGACCAGCAGGGGGGCGCAGCGGGAGCAUCGCCCAAGAAAAAGUCGGUGACGAAGAAGCAUUCCGCACCGAAACCACCGCCUCCUACAACGACCGUUUCCACGCGAACGGCUACGGACGGUGAGCGUACGACGACGGUCGACAUCGGCGGGCAGGACAAUUGUGAUUUGGCACUGGAAAUAAACAUCACCACGAGCGCCAAUCUGCAGGUCGAUCUGGGCGUGAAGGAGCUGGAGAACGAUGGAAGUGUUAAGAAGCAAUGGGAACAUAACAUUGUGCGUGCGCUCGAGGGCGAAAAGGAGAACAGUGCCGAAGCGAAAAGCGUGAUCCGCGAUCAGAGCCGUAACCAGCUGCAGCGGCUUGGCACGCUGUACUCGGAGACGCAGGAUCUGUCCUCUCCGGUGCACCGGACCGAGGGUCGGUUUCAUGAGGACGUGAAGCAGAGUAGUAAUAAGCCGAAACCGAAGCUCGCGAAAUUGGCAAUGUUGGCCGAUUCGAUAAACAAUUGGGAAGACGAUACGUCGCAUCCCGACAUUACGCAUCAUCGUGAGACGAUCGUGCCGGGUAGGGAACGGAAAUCGCCUAUCAGCAGCAGUAGCACCCGACAGCAAAGUCCGAAGCGUGCAGGAGAAGCUAGGACUGGUGCCUCAGGCUCCUCGGCACCAGGUACAGGUGCAACUCCGAAAAAGUACCCUGCACCAAAUCCUCCGAAAUCGAUACUAACAGCCACCCAGAAGACGGGUAGCAAUGGUGGUGGCGAGCCAUCAUCAGGAGCGGCAGGUAAACCGGCCCAAACCAAAUCUCUUAAGUGGGAUCAAAAGGUAAUGGACACGCUCGAGUCGCAAGGCUUCCAGCGACGGGAAUCCACCACCUCGAAGUUGGUUUACGACUACAAGGAAGACAAGAAUGGCCAAAAAACGGACACCUAUCGUGCUCCGGUAACGGCCUCGGCCGUGAGUUCUACCUCUCGCGAGCGGAACACCACCCAGGCUGAUCAGGCUGAUGCGGUCAAGAAAUCGGCCCCUGUUUCUUCUUCUUCUUCCCAGCCGAAGAAAGUUGCGGUUGGUGCACCGAAACCUGCCGGAGGUCUCGUUUCCGGGCGUGCUGCAAUGUUUGAAAAAUCGUCCGGACGGCGCCAAUCCAUCCUGAAACCGGGCCAGAAAGAUCCCGCUGAAAUGUCACUUAAAGAGCGCAUGGCCAUUUUCGAGAAGAACAAGGGAGCUGCACUGGUGCCGAAGGCUGCAUUCGGUAUUAGCCCUUCGAUUCGGCAGAUCACGGGACAGAAGGAGGGGGGCAAGUCGGGCUCGUCCGGAUCGGGACCGAUGUCCUGUGCUGCCAUUCAGGGGUCUGGAUUUGGGAGUAUCACCCAGCAAGCAGCGAGCAACAGAGCGGUUGCACCUGCUUCACCGCAGAGCAAACCGAAGGUUGAUCAUGACAAAGCGGCACCGAAAGUGGAAACGAAAGCGACCGGUUCCGCCAUCCGUAACACGGUGGAGGCCCUCAUGUCGGACACGAGCACGAUUUCGCAGUCGGAAAUAUCGGAAGAGAUCCGUCGUAUGCGCCAACAGGAGAUGGAAAUGCUGCUAAACCGGUUCACCAAACCGGCCGACAUGUCGUCGGAUACGAUCGAGUACGAAACGCAACCGAUUCCAUCUGCACCGCCGAUGCCACCGGAGGGUUAUCUGACGGGUAGUGGUCGGAAACAAUCGAAGCACUCGGCGGAAGGAAACAACGUUCAUGGUGGACCGCCAGCGAAACGGCGCAGUGACGGUACUAACGAUAGUGCGGAUGUGAUGGCCGCUCUGGACGAUGUGAAGCGGAUCCGUGUUGGACCGGCGGCCAAGGAUGGGCGAAUGUAUCCGGCACUGAGUGACAUCGAAACGACGGCCACCGAAUCGGGUGACGAGGGUGCGGUGGGUGAUGAUUACACCACUGCUACCGUAUCCGGUUCGGAAGGGUCAGAGCGUGCCUACCGCACCUGUUACAGUGAGGUCCAAGACGGCGAACGGGAGUUGGCCGAUGAGGAGGAAGAGUAUGACGAAGAGGAAGAUAACGAACGGCAUCAGUACGAGGUGGAUGAGGAUGACGACAGCUUUAUGUACUCGGACGAUGAUGAAGAGGCCAACAUUGCCAACGUGAGCUUGGGGCGCGAAAUUCUACAAGCCGUCAAGCUGAACGAUCGUCGCACUAGUCGUGGUCGUCGCCAAAGUCAAGAAUGGAACCAACAGGAAGAAGUUGCCCAGGCGCAGGCCCCGAAGGGUGUGUCUUUCAGCCUGGAUCGUUCCGGUGCCAGCGAUGGCACGGAUCCGCUCGAAGACAGUGACCUGAUCGAUGCCUGCCUCGAGGAAGCUUUGGUUGACGAGGAAGAGGAGGAAGAAGACAGUGAAGCGUUUGAUACACCCCGAAAGUCUUCAGUGUCGUCCAACAGUUUCUCCUACCAGAAGCACUCGGGGCGCGAUCGUUGCGCCACUAUCAACGAGGAAGAGUCGGCAAAGGAUCCCAAAAGUGGUGCUAACAAGCGUAAGUCGGGUACGCCACGCAAGAGCCAAGUUGGUACCGUAGACUACAGUAGCCCGGUGCGGUCGGAGCUUCAAGUUAAGCCUUCGAAAGAUGACGACGAUAUGGUCACGUUGGUCCACACCGUUAGCUUCUACCGACGUCAGCAACAGCAAAACUCGAUGACCCCACGGAAGGUUCCACGUACGCCGGUGUCGACGAAAAUGGCAGCAACCAACUCCUCGCCUAGAGCCGGAACGGUUGAUUCUACCACCGCGGAUGAUUCGGAUGAGGAGGAGGACGUAUCCAGCACGGCUGAGUCUACCUCCACCGGUACGGAGGAGGGUGAAUUUUUGGUCCAGGAAAAGGUGAAGAAACUGCUGGACGAAGUAUGCAAGCAGCAAACGAUCAUAGCCCAAGCUAGCCAAGCGCUUAACCUAUGUGCGGCCACGAUUGAGUUUUCUGGCUCCACCGAGUCGGCCGAAGGUGAACGUCAUCUGCUCGUUGCAACACACCGUCGACAGGCCAUUUUGGACGAAGUACAACGGCUGCGCGUUGAGGGCUGCCUGCGACCGCCGGGUGCUCCAACCGAGAAGGGCCGUUUAACUGUGAAGGAAAUUACGUUGCCGCUUAAGCAGGAGUACAUGCGCAAGCUGGCGACGGAUCAGAUCAAUGGUCAUAAUUUGGUGUGUCUGCUGAAGUACAAUGAAACUGUGUUGGCCACACAGACGGCACCGACACUGCCGGGGCUGCUAUCGGUCCGUUUUCCCGAUGUGCUACAGCUGAGCAAUGUGUUUGCUGAUUUUAAGAUAACGAUGGAAAUCUACGGCAUGCCCGCUAGUCGCGAAGUACUGCCUCAUGAGAUUAAGUACCACAUUGCACUGGGUAAAAAGAAAACUGGCAGUGGCUCGAGCAAGCUGCUGCACACACCAAAAGGCUUGAAGAGCAAUUCGCGCCUCAUCAUGCCACCGGUACAGUCGCCGGCCGGUCCGCAAGCCGUCCGGUCGCCUUCGCUCACACAGUACGGAUUCAUCAUCUUUUCGCUGAAAGAGAUCCAACGCACGAGCUGGACGCUGAAUCCUAUCUCCGGCUGUGCCAGCCCGCUCGAUGGGACCGUCAAUAUGCGCGUAAACUGUGAGCUCGCGGUAACGGUGGACUACCAUGGCUUUUUGACGAUGUACGAGGACGUGUCGGGGCUGGGCGCCUGGCAUCGGCGGUGGUGUCGGUUGCAGCGCCACACGAUCAACUACUGGAAGUAUCCGGACGAUGAGAAGCGGAAAGCACCGAUCGGUAGCAUCGAUCUGCAGGGCUGCAGUACGCAGCGGGUUGGCGUUGCGCCGCGUGACAUCUGUUCGCGCCUGAACACGCUGUUGUUGGAGUUUCCGCGUCCGGCACGGGAUGACGAUGUGGAAUCGUUGAAAAUCGUUCGCCACGGCAAAACUACUAUCGAAAGAUAUUUGCUUUCCGCCGAUUCAAAGGAAGAGCGAGAUGAAUGGUGUGCCCAUUUAAACAAAACAUUGGCAUUGUUGAAAGCUUGGGGUGCCAGCCACGUCACUAGCUGUUAGAGGAGGCGUUCCUUUUUUUACAGUUGACUUGUUCUCUUACAUUUAGUUCAGAAGGAUAUGUUAGAUAGUUGUCUAUUUGCGAAGUACUUGAUUUUUGCUCCCCAUUCUGCAUUAGACAGCGAGAUCUUUUGUCAUCGAAUAUACGUAGCGUCGCCAUGAGCGGAGUGUCGCUGUAUGUAAAUUUUUAAGUAUUAUUUUUGUGUGGCGUUGUGUGCAAAGGUCUUAUAUAUUAACUAGUGUAAUAUUUUAAUUUCAAUGUCCUUUACCGAGCGAUAGGGAAAGAAUGAAAGAGGAGAAGCGGAUCCGCUUUAAGAAUGAGCAUUGCAUUUAAUUAACACUUUCGAAUCAACUGUACACGGAAGUAUUGUUUUUGCUGAGGAGAAAGAAUUAGCGAUAGACCAGAAGAAAUUAUAUGCUUUUUUUGAACGAACGUGUGCUAAUCCGACCAUAAGUGUGGAUAUAUUACUAACCCGAUAUAUCUUGUGAAUAAUAAAACGAGUACAGCUUUUUCAGCAA
Anopheles arabiensis is the source of this 5212-nucleotide messenger RNA. It is a transcript of the gene scra, whose product is annotated as anillin. The transcript is spliced from 9 exons. Gene Ontology annotation, cellular component: actomyosin contractile ring. Gene Ontology annotation, biological process: septin ring organization; mitotic cytokinesis; actomyosin contractile ring assembly. The record is from RefSeq and is a predicted model, not a curated record. Bases 530 to 4696 code for a protein of 1388 amino acids. Lineage: Eukaryota; Metazoa; Arthropoda; Insecta; Diptera; Culicidae.